AUGCUCGUUUUCCUGCUCUCAAUCGUCAUUGCUGCCUCGUACGCUGCAGUCGUCGGCCUCUCAGCUGGUACCGGUGUCAUUGCUAGUAAACACAGCGAUACAAACUCAAAAUCCUUUUCUUCCCUUGACAACGGCUGCUCCGACAAAGAUGAGAAGACCACCGGCAAGACAGAACAAACCGCCUUCUUUAACCAACCAACAUUCACCAUGUACUGCAACAAGGACGGCUUAGGCCUGCUCUUUUCACUCUUCGCCUCCGACUUCAAUAAUUGCAUGUGGGCAUGUGCGUCGUGGAACUAUUACAACUCGACAAAGGGUACCUGUGUGGGGGUUUCGUAUAUCCCUCUCUGGAGUGACAUGGUGGCAGCGAUGGAGGGCACAGCUUCAGGGGAUUGCUACCUCAAAAACAGGCCACAAACUUACCAGAAUAUCACAAACCCGCAAAUCGGAACAAAAUGUCACGUGGCUUUCUUGGAGUAG
Messenger RNA from Akanthomyces muscarius, 480 nucleotides. RefSeq lists its product as uncharacterized. The transcript has 2 exons. The record is from RefSeq and is a predicted model, not a curated record. NCBI's taxonomy places the organism in Eukaryota, Fungi, Ascomycota, Sordariomycetes, Hypocreales, Cordycipitaceae. Bases 1 to 480 code for a protein of 159 amino acids.